Penicillium malachiteum is the source of this 198-nucleotide messenger RNA. RefSeq lists its product as uncharacterized. The transcript is spliced from 2 exons. Bases 1 to 198 code for a protein of 65 amino acids. NCBI's taxonomy places the organism in Eukaryota, Fungi, Ascomycota, Eurotiomycetes, Eurotiales, Aspergillaceae. The record is from RefSeq and is a predicted model, not a curated record.
AUGAAUAUUCCGUCCAUCUUCGACAAGACUGUGAAUAACAACUUGAGCCCUGUGCCCGCGGAUGUCCGUUCCUUGAUGAGCGGGCCAGGCGCCUAUGUCCGAGCGAAGUCAUUCCAGGGUACCGCCAAAGAACAAGUAUUGAAACUUUGCACGCGAGCCCUACGGGCCACUUGGUGGAGUGCCAUGAGCUUUGCAUGA